Gambusia affinis (western mosquitofish) is the source of this 4911-nucleotide messenger RNA. It is a transcript of the gene itcha, whose product is annotated as itchy E3 ubiquitin protein ligase a. Lineage: Eukaryota; Metazoa; Chordata; Actinopteri; Cyprinodontiformes; Poeciliidae. The record is from RefSeq and is a predicted model, not a curated record. Bases 166 to 2793 code for a protein of 875 amino acids. Gene Ontology annotation, biological process: ubiquitin-dependent protein catabolic process; protein K48-linked ubiquitination; protein K63-linked ubiquitination. The transcript has 24 exons. Gene Ontology annotation, molecular function: protein binding; ubiquitin protein ligase activity.
AUGAGGAAUUUAGCUAGUGAUACAGAAGUCCCUGUUAAUGGCUGAUAUGUAACUGUCAACAAUUCUGGGUUUCUUGAGAUCGAAGCCCUUUUGCGAUCCAUUACUGUCUGUUUUUCACAGGUUAAUUUUUAAAGGCAACUUAGAAUCGAAUGUUAUGGAUGAAGCAUGAAGGCACAAUUACAAAUUACAGUGCUUUCAGCUAAGCUAAAGGAAAACAAAAAGAACUGGUUUGGUCCCAGUCCGUAUGUUGAGGUAGCUGUGGAUGGCCAGUCAAAGAGAACAGAAAAAUGCAACAACACCCACAGUCCCAAAUGGAAGCAGGCCCUCACUGUAAUUGUGACUCCAGUCAGCAAACUCAUCUUUCGUGUUUGGAGUCAUCAGACACUGAAAGCAGAUAUUCUGCUGGGCAUGGCCACUCUGGACAUCGGCAUGGUCCUCAAAGCCAAUGAUCUUAAAUUGUGUGAGGUGGUUCAGACGCUGCAACUAUCCUUCGACAGAGACCCUCAGGAUAUUGUAGGGGACCUCUCAAUCUGUCUGGACGGCAUGCAGGUUGACCCGGAAGCCUUUGCUCUUGCAGAAAGAGAGCAAGCUCCUCUUACAAAUGGAAAUGCAAAACAAAGUGACAACACAAGCAACAGAUCAAGCCGGGACACGUCUCCAUCCAGUGACUCAGAUGACUGGGUCAUUGUACCCAAUGGUCUUACUGUCAGCGAUAGAGGUUCUCCCUCUCCGUCUGCAGAGGGCUCCACUUCCUCGCGUCCUCCUAGGCCUGCCAGGCCGCCGCCUCCUACACCACGAAAACCUGCUGCCUCACCAAGCUCUUCCAAUAGUUCUUCCCCCAGUGAACUGAGUGAAGCACCAGCUUCUGAUGGGUCCUCUCAGGCAUCUGCAAGCAGAAGUUCAGACCAGCCUGAUGACGCAGGUGCUCGAGCAGCAGCAGCCGUUUCCUCACAGACGGCUUGUGCUCCCAAACCAGGUGGCGCUGCAACGGCAGCUCCAGCUACAACAGCAGCUCCAGCUACAACAGCCACUCCCAGAGUCAACCCAAUUAGCAAUGCCCCACUGCCACCUGGAUGGGAGCAAAGGGUAGACCAGAAUGGAAGAGUGUAUUAUGUGGACCACAUUGAGAAAAGGACAACCUGGGACAGACCUGAGCCUCUACCUACAGGCUGGGAGCGGCGGGUCGACCCGAUGGGUAGAGUAUACUAUGUUGACCACAUAACACGAACCACAACAUGGCAACGGCCCACUCAGGAGUCAGUGCGCAACUAUGAGGAAUGGCAGAACCAGCGCAGCCAGCUCCAGGGAGCAAUGCACCAGUUUAACCAGAGGUUCAUUUACGGGCUGCAGGACCAGUUUGCAGCCACAUCCACUAAAGAGUUUGAUCCACUGGGACCGCUGCCACACGGCUGGGAGAAGAGAACAGACACCAACGGCAGAGUAUAUUUUGUUCACCAUCCAACUCGAAUGACACAGUGGGAGGACCCGAGGACACAGGGUCUUUUGAACGACAAACCCCUGCCUGAAGGGUGGGAGAUGAGGUUCACCGUGGACCACAUUCCGUACUUUGUAGACCACAACCGGAGAACGACGACCUACAUCGACCCUCGGACAGGGAAAUCUUCCUUCGAGAAUGGGCCGCAGAUCACCUAUGUUCGGGACUUUAAAGCCAAAGUGCAAUACUUCAGAUUCUGGUGUCAGCAAUUAUCUAUGCCUCAGCAUAUCAAGAUUACCGUCUCCAGAAAAACUUUGUUUGAGGAUUCAUUUCAGCAGAUCAUGAGUUUUCACCCACAAGAUUUGAGGCGGAGACUGUGGAUCAUUUUCCCUGGAGAGGAGGGCUUGGACUAUGGAGGCGUAGCCAGAGAAUGGUUCUUCUUGCUCUCCCAUGAAGUGCUAAAUCCCAUGUACUGUUUGUUUGAGUACGCUGGAAAGGACAACUACUGUCUUCAGAUUAACCCGGCUUCUUAUAUCAAUCCGGAUCAUCUUAAAUACUUUAAAUUCAUUGGCCGCUUCAUUGCCAUGGCCUUGUUCCAUGGAAAGUUUAUUGACACGGGUUUCUCACUGCCUUUCUACAAGCGCAUUUUGAACAAACCGCUGGCUCUUAAAGACUUGGAGUCCAUUGACCCCGAAUUUUAUAAUUCACUCAUUUGGAUCAAGGACAAUAACAUAGAGGAAUGCGGUCUGGAGAUGUUCUUCUCUGUUGAUAAGGAGAUCCUGGGAGAGGUCAGCACUCAUGAGCUGAAACCAGAUGGAGGAAACAUUCCAGUUACUGAAGACAACAAGGAGGAAUACAUCAGGUUGGUGGCAGAGUGGAGGCUGUCCAGAGGGGUGGAGGAGCAGACCCAGGCAUUCUUUGAGGGCUUCAAUGAAGUUCUUCCUCAGCAGUACCUUCAGUACUUUGAUGCAAAGGAGUUGGAGGUAAUGCUGUGUGGAAUGCAGGAAAUAGACCUGGUGGACUGGCAGAGAAACACAAUUUAUAGACAUUAUGCUCGGAGCAGCAAGCAGAUCCUUUGGUUUUGGCAGUUUGUGAAGGAGAUGGACAACGAAAAACGAAUGAGACUCCUGCAGUUUGUCACCGGCACCUGCCGUCUUCCUGUGGGUGGCUUUGCUGAUUUGAUGGGAAGCAAUGGUCCACAAAAGUUUUGCAUUGAGAAAGUGGGGAAAGAAAACUGGCUUCCACGAAGUCACACAUGCUUCAAUCGUCUGGAUCUCCCUCCUUAUAAAAGCUAUGAGCAGCUGAAGGAGAAACUUAUGUUUGCCAUUGAGGAAACGGAAGGAUUUGGGCAGGAAUAAUCAUAAGAGGAGUUCCUGAUUUUCAUCCCGAUAACCCGUGGAUGCAACAGAAAAUCGCUGACCUUGAAUGAGCAGGAUCUAUCUUAGAAAGAAGCACUUUUAGCAGUUUCUCUCUGCAGCCUGGAAAUGCUUUCACCAUGGUAUAUUCUGUCUGCCUCAAUAGCAUAUUCACAAAAGAUUACAAAAUUGUUUCAUAAUAGGUUCAUUAUUUAACAAGGGAUCGGUGAGUCUUCUACCUUGAUGAUCUGUUCCUCCCUGAUCCACUUAAUCUCACUUUUGCUGCACAAAAAGACUAAAAAAAGAAACGCCUUUCUCACUCUGGCAUGCCUGCACUUGCUGUAUGUUGAGUAAGUGCAGUUUCUACACGUGGAGCACAGAUUCUGCUCCAUAGUCAUUUCUUUAGAACCACUUUGUCGGGCUAUGCAUCCUGAUAAUGUACAAGGAAAGAAUCUUGUCUGUACAUUUUGACUUAUAAUAUGAAGAUUAAUUUCCUGACACAUAAAACAGUCCCUUUUGAUUUGAGGUCAUUGAGGUUUUGUUUUCUUUCUUUUGAUGGAAUGUGGGAUGAAUGAAUAUUUUUCUAAUAGGUGACUGAUAUGAAUCUUCUAGAACAUAUACAGUUUUUUAUUAACUUUGCUAAAUGUGAUGACUUUAAUUGCAAUAAUACUUUCUUGUGUUGUGACAGGUUAAUAUGUUCAACUAGUUUGCACAUGUUUUUGUGAGCAUUGAGAUUAUGAUUGCUAUUAGAAGAAGCUAUUUUUAAGUGCAAUAGUUUUGUAGAACACAUAAUUUUGCCAAUGUCACAUUCAAACAGGGCUUUGGUUAGUUUUUCUAAGAUUUAGUUUUUACCUUCAAGUUAAAUCCCAGUACAACAUAGAAAUCUGUUGCAAACUUUAAAUUCUGUAUGGUUGCUGUGGUUUGCUGUCCCAUUAUAGCUGCUACUGUUAUAUCUGCAUUUUAGACCAUAAAUGUUUACCAAAUGUUUCAGUCAGGAAGAAGUAAGCUGUGAAGGCUGUGAUAACAAAGCUGGUACUGAUGACCCAUUUAAACUGAGCGAUAAUCUGUUCUCAGCUAGUUCUCAAGAGCCCAAGUUACGUAACUGGAGCAACGGUGUGUCAGAUAGGUUCUGUUCAGCUUUGCGAAUGGAGUGAAUCCAAGAACAGCUAAGAUGUAAAAUCCUACAGGUUUCAUUUAUUAAGUGACUGUUAUUGCUUAUGUACAUUUGAAACCAGACAUUUACAGACACAUUUUCAAAAAUAUGUUUUAUUAACCUCACAAUUACAUUAAAUCGUAUUAAAAUAGUCCCAGAAUAAUUAGAUUUUAAGACAAUUCCUCACAUUUUCUUCAAAUUCAGAAGUUAUAAUAGAUUUUAUUAGUAUUUGGGAUAUUUGCCAUUUGAGUAGAAUGACUUGAAUGUGCUAGGUAUUUUUUCACAUGCUUCCCAUAAUAGUUUGCUGGAGUUUUGGUCCAUUCCUCCCAUCAGACCUGGUCUGACUGACUCUGUUAUGCAAUCUGCCUUGAUCGCACAAAGUUUUUUGUUUUUUUUUAGCUCUGCCCACAAUUUUCUCUAUGGGAUUGGAUCAGGGCUUUGCGAUGGCCAUUCCAAAACAUUGACUCACUUUGAUUCUUUUUUAACUAAUUUACUAACUAGACUUAGGGUCAUUGUCUGUAUGGAAACACAUACAGACAAUGUAUGUGUUUAACGUUCUGCCUGUCUUGAGAUGUUUCUUUAAUAUUUCCACAUGAUUUUAUUUUCUCAUCUAUUUUGUGAAGUGCACCAGUCCCUCCCACAGCAAAACAUCCACACAGCAUGAUGCUAGCACCCUGUACAACUGGGAUUGUCUUACUGGAUUUUCACGCUCUCCUCUGCUAUGAUCUGCUUUAUGGACAAAUAUGUCAGUGUUAUUUUCAUUUGACCACAAUAUAUCAAAAAUAUUAACGUAUUUGGCUCUAGGUGUAUUUGCAAAGUGACAUUUUUUAUUUUAUUUUACCUUUGGUAUGACUUCUUCGCCGAGUCGCCUUACAGCUAACAUUGGUACAUGUUUCACGGUGUAUAAUCACACUCUCUUGCCCGAUUCUGCCAGCAUCUUACCAAAACAAGUUUUGUUUUUUUCUGGG